This is a messenger RNA of Plasmodium gonderi, 1395 nucleotides long. RefSeq names its product tryptophan-rich antigen. NCBI's taxonomy places the organism in Eukaryota, Apicomplexa, Aconoidasida, Haemosporida, Plasmodiidae. The record is from RefSeq and is a predicted model, not a curated record. The transcript has 2 exons. Bases 1 to 1395 code for a protein of 464 amino acids.
AUGAAGAAAGGAAUUCUUAUUUUCCAUUAUAUAUUAUGUGUUGUAAUGUCUACUGUUAUGUAUUAUGACAUAACAACGUGCGUCGCUAAUACGAACUCUUUUAAAAAAAGGAAAUUUCGUCCACACCGUGACCUAUCAUGCUCAGAUUAUGAGAAAGCUGAAAAAAAUGAAAAUGUUGUAAAGGUGAGAAAUCCAGUUAUUGAACAAAUUAAAACUCCAUAUUUUGUAAACAUAGCAGAUAGAAAAAAUUCUAGAUUAACAAACAUAAUUCUUGAAAAAUUUACAGGUCCAUACUUCCUGAAUAUAGCAAAUGAAUAUAAUUUGAACACAUCAAACAAAAUUGUUUCACGCGUAACAAGACCAAAUGCUGAAAACAUAAUAAAACUCAAUUUUGAAAACUUUACAAGAGAAAAAUGCCCCAAUGUAACAAGAGAAAAAAGUCCUAACAUAACAAGUGAAAAAGAAUCGACAUCCAACAUACCUAAAACGAAGCGAUUUGAAAAAUCAAAGUUCCAAAAAUUAAGGGACAAUAUUACCCUUUCAUUAAGUAAAAAAAAAAGUUCAAAUAAUAAGUUUAUGAGUAAAUUUCUAUUACCUAUAUUACAGGUUGUUCAAGGAAACCUAAGAGAAUGUGGUAAAAAAAAUAAUGUGGAAAGAGAACAAACAGAAGAAUCAUCCGAUGAAUGGAAGCAACAGCAGUUUCGAAAUUGGAUGAACAAAUUAGAUGAUGAUUACAAAGCUUGGAAUGAUUCAUUAAAGGAUGAUAAAAAAGAAUGGGUUAAUCAAAAAGAAUCUGUAUUUCAAAAUCUCCUAAAGAAAAUAAAUAUAAAUUUGUUAGAAUGGAACAAAGCAACUCUAAAAGAAAUAAAUAGAAACAAAAUUGUCUUAAACGAUUUGAACAGUAAAGAACAAUGGAAUAAGUGGUUUGACAUCAUAUGGAAACCUUAUAAUAGACAAACAUGGCUUGAUAUCUUAGAUUCAUACGACAAAAUUCGUAGCCAAUGGCAAUCUAAUCAAUGGAAAAAGUGGAAAGCGCAAAAAAUGACAGAAUGGAUGUUACAAAAAUGGAAAGUUGAAGAAGAAGAAAAAUGGGAACAAUGGGAAAGUAAAAAAUGGGCAAAAUACUUUCAGCGAGCAAAGAAAAAGGAAUGGAUAAGGUGGAUAAAAAGAAAUGAGAGAGAAAAUGCAGAGAUAAAUAAUUGGAUACGAAAUAAAGAAGAAUUGUCUUUACAAAGAGAUGAUUGGAUAGAAUGGGAUAAAUGGAAAGCAAGAAAAAUUAUAGCUUUGGAUAAAAAUUUGGAUUCUUUAAAAAAUAAAUGGAUUGCUGAAGAGAAGUGGAAGGUUUUUACAAGUGUAUCAUCAGAACAAAGGGAGGGAAAAAAAAACGUAGAAUAA